This is a messenger RNA of Rhinichthys klamathensis goyatoka, 1843 nucleotides long. It is a transcript of the gene vimr2, whose product is annotated as vimentin-related 2. The transcript has 10 exons. Gene Ontology annotation, cellular component: sarcolemma; Z disc; cell-cell junction. Gene Ontology annotation, biological process: skeletal muscle organ development. NCBI's taxonomy places the organism in Eukaryota, Metazoa, Chordata, Actinopteri, Cypriniformes, Leuciscidae. Bases 200 to 1366 code for a protein of 388 amino acids. The record is from RefSeq and is a predicted model, not a curated record.
GUGGCCUGCAAUCAUGUUGCAGUGGCUGAAUUGUUUCUUUUCCAUGUGAAAAGUUGAUCUUCUGACACUGUUCCCCUAGUUAGUCUACUUUGUGUUCAGUGAGAGAUCCCACAAGCGUGUGUGACAUUCUCAGCCCUGAUGUCUAUAUAGCCCCCAGGCUUGUGCGGUUGUCAUCAUCUUUUGCUUUCCUGCUGCUGUCAUGGCCCUGCUGAGAGUGUCAUCGUACCGUAAGCUGUUUGAGGAGGAGCAGUGGAGCCAGGCUGCAGGACGCUGUGGAGUCCAGGCCCGCUCCGCUGCCAGUCUGUUUGACAGGGGUAGAGUUUCUGAGAGGGAAUGUCCCGAGCUGGAUUUUGCUGCAGCUCGUGCCCUAAACAAGGAGGGUGUGGCUCGAUUUGUCAGUGAGCGCUCUGUCAUCGCUGCCCUCAACGAUCGCCUGGCCGGCCUCAUCAAUGUGGUUCGGUCUCUAGAGGAGGAGAAUGAAUCUCUUGAGGCUGAAAUCAUUGAGCUGGAAGAGAGACUAGAGUCAGAGCAGAUCACCACCACCGUCAGCAUCAGCAGCCCUGCCGACUACAGCCUGGAGGCUGUGAUAGAGAGGAUACGGAAAGAAAAGGAGGAGAUUUUACAUAACACAGAGGAGCUGAAGGGUGAGCUGUGGCGUCUGCAGAUGAAAUAUGAUCAGGUGGUUGAGCACAAGACUCUCAUCCUGCAAGAGCGAGAAGAUGUUUCUUUGGAGGUGGAUGCAAUUACCACUGACUGCCUAGCCCUUCGAGAGCAAGUGGCCAUCUAUGAGGAGCAGCUGGCCGCCAUGGAGAGGCAGCACCAAAUGAGACUGGAGAAGGUGUGUGAGCCCAGGCCUCUGGAUGAAGGUUUUCCUGCUGUAUCCCUGCAGUUCCCAACCUUUGAUAUCACUCCAGCCAUCAUGGACAUCAAGGAGUACUACAGCGAGCUGGCUGAGAGCCUCACGUUUGAGUCCGCUGCCGCCAUUGAUGCUGCAGGAAAGGGGAAGGAGGAGCAGCUGGCUAAGUUGACUGGAGGGAAAGUGAAGGACAUCUCCAAAGAGACUGACGUGAAUGUCCUCAAGAACUUGAUUGCAGAGCUGCAGAAUGCGGUGGCAGAGCUGGAGAAGCAUGAAGAUGAGUUGGAGGCUGAAAUAGAAGCCAAGAAAGCCAAAUACCUGGAGGAGAUAGAAGAGCUGAAGAAUUACAUUUGUCAGCUGGAGGAGGAGGAGGCUGAACUUCAGUUCCAGAUAAAGGAUCAAAGUGGGGACUAUGAAGAACUGCUACAUCAGAAGAUGAAUCUAGACAUAGAGAUUGCUGCUUACAGGGGUUUGGUUGAAGAAGAGGUGGAGAGACUGGGCUGCUUGUAAGAUGCAAGAAUGGGAUGCUCUUCUCUGGACUGAAGCAGACACAAAGAAACGCUAACGCUAACCACAUACAGUUCAACCCUUAACAAUGAGUCUCACAAAUCAGGAUAGUAAAGAAAACAGCUGUCAGACACACUUAACCUUCUGAGCAGAUGUAAAGCUUCACUGACAGAUGAACUUCAGGGAGUGUGUGCAAGCUCAUUGAUAACGGGUCAGUGGCAGGUAACCCGGGGUCUUCAAGAAACACUGGAUCUGUGCAGCAGUGGGAGUGUUGGGGGGUUUUUCAGCACAGGAAUCUUCUACUUGCAGUUUCAUCACUGAUCACUGAACAUACAUGCACUAUACUGUCAAAAAGUUUGGGAUAAGUAAGAUUUAUUUUUAAAGAAAUUAAGACUUUUGUUCAGCAGGGAUGCAUUAAAUUGAACAAAAGUGACAGUAAAAGGCAUUUGUAAACUUACAAAACAUUUUUAUUUACAAAAA